UCGAGGUGCCAGUGUUUUUUGGAUUUGUGCUUUGGGGAAGUGAUUUUAAAAAAUGGCCAAUUGGAGUGUAGUGGUGGUGGUGCUUGGUGUGCUGGCCGUGACGUCUGCGGAGGUUCGCUUUCACCUGAACGAACAGAACGAGGUGCUCGGCGAGGCCAGGCCCUUCUUCAAAGGGUCUCGCAUCGUCGGAGGAGGCGUUGCCGUCGCGGGACAGUUUCCGUUCCAAGUGGGACUACUCCGGUCAGGCUCGUUGUACUGCGGCGGUUCGCUGAUCGAGAGCCGCUGGGUCCUGACGGCGGCACACUGCGUCUACAGUGGUGGAACGAUUGUUCCAGCGUCGUCGAUCACCGUUCUUGCCGGCACGGUUAACCUAAACUCCGGCGUUCGGCGCGCCGUGGCCAGAGUGUUGCCCCACGAACGGUACGGUAACUUCCAGAACGAUAUCGCCCUACUUCAGCUCCAACUGGCGCUGCCCAGCUCCGCUUCGGUUCGUCCCAUCGCGCUCCGAUUGACGUCGGUUCCGGCGAGAAGUGAGGUGACCAUUUCCGGCUGGGGUCGCACCUAUCAGGGCGGUCCAGCGUCCAGCGUGCUGCGCUACAACCGCGCCACGGUUAUGAGUGACCAACAGUGUCGGUUGGCGACCGGAAUCUCCACCGGACUGAUCUGUUUCACGUCACCAGUAAAUAAUGGCGCAUGCAACGGUGAUUCCGGGGGUCCAGCGGUCCUGAACAACCAGCUCGUUGGGGUGGCCAACUUUAUCAUCAACUACUGCGGAUCGACCAGCCCGGACGGGUACGCCAAGGUGUCCGACUUCGUGCCCUGGAUACAGGCCACUAUGCGCAGAUAUUAAUCAUCACCAAACACCGACGCGAAGGGAUCCGUUUUCACCGGGAAAUUGGAUCCCCCGUCCGGCGUAGCGAAGGAAACCCCACCGGUUUUAUCACGUGAAGAUCGUAUUUAAAUUCAAAAUUCAUCUUAUUAUACACACGGGCUGUGCGAAGGUGUGUAAUUUCUCAUCUUUUAGCUGAUUUCCCCCGAAUAAAGAAAAUUUAUUUUUGCACUUUGGA
Messenger RNA from Anopheles coustani, 1067 nucleotides. Its product is annotated as serine protease SP24D-like. Lineage: Eukaryota; Metazoa; Arthropoda; Insecta; Diptera; Culicidae. The transcript has 3 exons. Gene Ontology annotation, biological process: proteolysis. The coding region runs from base 53 to 850 and encodes 265 amino acids. Gene Ontology annotation, molecular function: serine-type endopeptidase activity. The record is from RefSeq and is a predicted model, not a curated record.